AUGGAAGAAUGUAAGGAAGUAUACAUUAAACCUGAAGAAAAAGUAGUUAAUUUAGAGGUCUCGCAAAGCGAUAUGUUCAAUGCAUAUACUGAUAUAAUUAAAGCAUUUCGUUUAAGCAACAAAGUGUAUCAGUUUUCGAGAUGCUAUGUCGUUGAACUUAUUAUCAAAUUGCAACAUGUGCUUGACGUAAUAAAAAUGGAUAAACAAGAAUUUCUCCGCAAACAUAAGAUCCAAAAUUGGCUUAGUGUUACAUUAUUUGGGUUCCAAACGUUUAUAUUCAUUUUCGUUUUACAGUUUCUAACAACUUUGGUCAGAAUUUUCUUUGUAGUUUGGAAUAUCAAGAACCUCAUAUUACUGGUAACCGUGAGCAUUGCCUGUGAAAAUUUCUAUAAAAACAUAAAACUAGCUGAAAGUUCCUGUGCUCAGAUUUUAAGCAGUACUGUACCUACAGCAAAGCUAACUAAAAUAAAAAGUGAUCAAGUCGUCAAGAACAAAAUGGAAAUAAGCAGGUUUCAAACUGAGUACCUGAUAAAUAAUAUACUUGAUCAAGAUUUCCAAGCUAUGCUGUUUCCGUUGAGCUUUGUACAGUAUUGCUUUUUAAUGCCUAGGUUCAGUAUCAUUAACAAUUUCAUCACUCCUGCCAACCAUGUGUCUUUUUACAUAAAGACCAUAAUUGGUUGUAUUAUUCUCACGUUAAGCCACGUCUUUCGUUUUAUAUAUUACAGUGAAGUUGCUAAGAGUUUAGGCACUGAUAAUGUUGGUUAUUUGCUUUAUUUUGAUUUUAUGUAUCUUUCUUUUUCGACAGUUAUUACAUAUAUCGUUAAUUCAUUCCAGAGAAGCUAUGUCGUUGAACUUAUUAUCAAAUUGCAACAUGUGCUUGACGUAAUAAAAAUCGAUAAACAAGAAUUUCUCCGCAAACAUAAAAUCCAAAAUUGGCUUAGUGUAUCGUUGAUUAUUAUUACCUACGUGUUUUAUUGGCUUCUUGUGUGUGAUUUCAGUAUUCUUGAUUUGCUAAUACAAUUUAUGUUGGUAGUACCAUUGAUGAUUUUUGAUAUACAAAUAGUUCACGUCACUCGAUCUGUUGUAUUGAUCAAAAACGAGUUACAUGCUUGGAUUUAUAAAAUGGAAGAAUGUAAGGAAGUAUACAUUAAACCUAAAGAAAAAGUAGUUAAUUUAGAGGUCUCGCAAAGCGAUAUGCUUAAUGCAUAUACUGAUAUAAUUAAAGCAUUUCGUUUAAGCAACAAAGUGUAUCAGUUUUCGGUUACAUUAUUUGGGUUCCAAACGUUUAUGUAUAUUUUAUUGAAUUUGCAAUAUAUAAUCGAGAUUGAAAACAAAUCAGAAUUUCAAACAACUUUGAUUAGAAUUUUCUUUGUACUUUGGAAUAUCAAGAACCUCAUAUUACUGGUAACCGUGAGCAUUGCCUGUGAAAAUUUCUAUAAAAACAUAAAACUAGCUGAAAGUUCCUGUGCUCAGAUUUUAAGCAGUGCUGUACCUACAGAUAUGCGCAAGACUUGCAAAAACGUGCUGCGGCUGAACCGCGCGACACUGCGCAAAUUGUCAGCGUUGGGCGUGUUUGAACUCGACGCUGCGUUGCCGCUGCGGCUACUCAGCGGCCUCGUGGCUUACAUCGUUGUGUUGCUGCAGUUUGCCUUCUUGUCGUCUUAG
Messenger RNA from Cydia strobilella, 1665 nucleotides. RefSeq lists its product as uncharacterized. Gene Ontology annotation, biological process: sensory perception of taste. The coding region runs from base 1 to 1665 and encodes 554 amino acids. The transcript is spliced from 8 exons. The record is from RefSeq and is a predicted model, not a curated record. Gene Ontology annotation, cellular component: membrane. NCBI's taxonomy places the organism in Eukaryota, Metazoa, Arthropoda, Insecta, Lepidoptera, Tortricidae.